Messenger RNA from Rhagoletis pomonella (apple maggot), 1912 nucleotides. RefSeq lists its product as uncharacterized. The record is from RefSeq and is a predicted model, not a curated record. NCBI's taxonomy places the organism in Eukaryota, Metazoa, Arthropoda, Insecta, Diptera, Tephritidae. The transcript is spliced from 2 exons. Bases 306 to 1175 code for a protein of 289 amino acids.
CUUCUAGACUACUGAGGAAGUUCGGCAAUGACCCGGUUCCCGAGAGUAUGAGGGAAGUGGUUGAGAGGGCGAGGGGCGUUCUCUCCGAAAGUCGUUAGCGACCUCAGGAAGGAAAUGCCGCCAACAAACCUGCACCCACUCACUCUCGUCCUAGGGAGCUGGGCAGCAAAAGGCAACGGUCAGCAGACAACGUGGAUGCUGCUCCUAAGAGGCCCAAAACCUCUAACGCUAACAGCCCUCUUAACCCUCCAAGGGCUCUGAGGGCUUUCAGUGAUGUGGCCAAGGACCACUUGAUCCUGGCAGUUAUGGAUAGGGGGCACCCGGAAGGAAACCUGACGGCCGACAACUGGAGGUCCGUCCUGGUGGGUCUCUGCCGGGUGUACAAGGAGAUUCUCCGGAAAAAUCCUGGCCCUGCGCCAACUGUCCGCGAUGCUGGUCUCUACCAAGGCCGCAUCAAAUUAGUUUCCUGCGCUGAUGAACGGUCGGCGCGACUUUAUAAGGAAGCAAUUUCUUCUCUUGGGGAACUGUGGCCCAGCGCUGACUUGGUGGCAGUGCACAGGGAUGAAAUCCCUUGUAAGCCGCGAGCCAGAGCCUGGGUCCCAGAGGAACCCUCGAGUCCUGAGGAGAUUCUGGAUAUCAUCCAGGUCUCAAAUGAUACACUACCAGCCCUUGAUUGGAAAGUAGUGAAGGUCAGCGAGGUUAGGGAGCAGCAACGUUACAUCACCUUGGUGAUAAACGAUGAGUCUCUCCCGAUCCUUGCUGACUGCAAGGGAGUAAUUAGCUACGGCUUUUACUCCAUUACCCUCAAAACCCAAAAAGGGAAUGAGGGUAAAAUGAUAGAGCCGGGGAACACCGAGGGUGAACCCGAGGCUGGCAAUCUUCCGCCUAAAGGCGGCCCUAUAUCUGGAGCAGAAAACGCCUUGAGCGGUCCUGCUUCUAACCAAGAGGUCCAGGAGGUUCUCGAGGCCACUUGCCCGGUGGUGAGGUCAGACUCGGCAGCGGAAGCAGAUAGCGAUACGCAAUCUGUUUCUGGUGACGGAUCGGUACUUAACCGGUGGACGAGGGAGUUCGGGAACCUGCUUCUGACGUCGGACUCAGAGGACGCCGAUGAUACCAUCGUUGAGGCGUUCGAUAGAACCCCGCCAGAAGUGAUGGACGGGGACGAUAUUUUAUAAGCUGUGGAUGAAGGUUCUACAAAUAAACCUUCAUCACUCUAAAGCAGCUUCUGCAGCUCUGCUCCUGCACCUCAGUGAUAGAGGGGAGGAGCUAGUUUUUGUCCAGGAGCCCUGGGUUGUUAAGCACAGGGUUUGUGGACUUAAUUCUGAUGCUUACCGCAUAGUGUCGGCACCUGUGGCAGUUCAGCGAUGAAGAUACGGUGAGCAUCUCUGUGGAAAGCCAAUCCACAACACUCUGGCUGGUCAGUACAUACAUGGCCUACGAUCGCCAAGACUGCCCUCCCGCUCGGUUACUGGACGUGGUGAAAGAGGCCAACUCGAGGAAGUUUCCCAUAGUCAUAGGAGCCGAUGCAAAUGCGCAUCACGGGGUAUGGGGAUCUACCGACAUCAACCCGAGGGGUGAGUUGUUACUUGAUUUUAUAUUAUUAUAUAAUCUAGCCAUCUGUAAUAUUGGUGAUAAACCCACUUUUGUAACCUCAAAUAGGAAGGAGGUAUUAGAUAUUACCUUAUCGUCUAGCGCUUUCUUUGAGAGUAUUAGGGAGUGGAAGGUACUGAGCGACCAUUCAUUCUCUGAUCACAUGUAUCUCUCAUUUGUAAUCUCCUUUGAACUUCCGGCCUCGGCCGCUUACAGAAACAGGAAACGUACUGACUGGACUAAGUUUAGGAAAGUACUCUCGGGGAAUUUGCUCAACAAGGCUUCUCUCAGUAAGCUAGGCUUACUGUCCCCACCUGAUGAA